AAGGUCAACCCGUUUGACGUGUGAGGGAGCUCGCUUGAGUUGCCGCUCCACACGCACGCACAGGAGGAGGGCGACAGGAACACACGAACCCACCGUCCCCCUCGAGCGAUGCUCACCGCCGCCGUAGCGCGCUGCUCCCGCCGGGGGCCCCUGGGCUCCCUGGCUUCGCUCGGCAGAGCCCUCGCCGCGGGGCAGCUGCGGCGUGCAGCGGGCUGCGAGAGGCCUAGUCCGGGCUGCGGGAGGCCUGGUCCAGGCUGCGGGCGGGAAUCCAGGCGAGCGGCGUCUGCCUCCUCCUGGGAGCGCCGGGAGAGGACGGAGUCGGCGGCGAUGGAGGACGCCGAGGAGGAGGAGGAGAAGAGUCUCUCGAGUCGUUUCGCGGCGCGCUCCUUCAGGAAGAGCGCGGGGACACACGAGGAGGAAGAGGAGGACGGGGGGGAGGAGGAGGAGAGGGUGCGGGGAGGCCGCAGGGACACGGCGUACUGGUUCCACGUGCAGUGCAAGCGCCUGGCGCGGAGCGGACAGCUGGAGGAGGCGCUCCGUCUGUUUGAGGAGACGGGGCUGAAGCAGCAGCGCCUGCAGCCCGAGGAGUUCAACUUCACGGUGUUGAUCGGGGCAUGCGCCCGCGCUGGCCUCACCCGCCGCGCCUUCCGCCUCUAUAACGAUAUGAAGAAGCGUGGGCUUACCCCGAGCUCGCACACCUACACGGCGCUGUUUAACGCGUGCGCGGAGUGCGGACGCCCCGAGCAGGGCCUAGCUUUGGCGGAGAAGCUGUGGGCCGAGCUGCAGCAGAAGUCUGGAAGAGCAGAUACGCAUCUUUUCACGUACCACGCGCUGCUCAAGGUGUACGCACGCUAUGGUAGUCUGGCGCCCGCCAUCGAGGUGCUCAAGGAAAUGGUUGGCAAUGGUGUGGUCCCAACCUCCACCACGCUGAGCUUUCUGCUGGAGGCAGCCAAGCGAGAUCCCUCGGAGGGCUUUCGCCACGCCCUGCAGCUGUGGCGCUGGAUGGAGCGUGUCGGGGUGGCACCAAACCUCCACAACUACAGUUUCCUGCUGUCCGUUGCUCGGCAGUGCGACAUAGGCGACCCGGCGGUUGCCACUGCUCUGCUGCUAAACGAUUCCAGUGAGAGUAGAAAUAUCGGGAAUCUUCCAGUCCGCAGCCAGAAGGGAGCCAAGAGACGGACUUCUACGAGUGCAGCAGUGGCAAGUGUCCAAGACCUUCAAGGGCGACUGUUCAACUCUCAAAGAGCUUGUCCACAUCCAGAUUUCGUCCAAGAGGACAAGAGUACGAGGGGUGCACACGAGAGGCAGCUCGCCCACGAGCAAGCACCACAGACGAGAGCUGACCAGCUGUCCACGAGUUGUGCAUCUAGGGAGCGAGCCGAUGUCGAGGAGUAUCCCGAGCAGAUGGCAAUCGCACAGCGGCACUCUGACCAGAUUCCCCAGCACUCAACAUCGCUGGCACUUUUGCCCGAAUCGCCGGGCAGUCGCCUCGAGUUACAGGGCAGUCUGCUGGAGCCAGGCCGGCGCAGCGCCAAGGGCCACGUGCUGUCUCUGAGGGCGGCGCCCGACCCCGCCGAUCGGCUGGCGCUGCUGGGCGGUGUGGCAGGAGUGCUGGGGGCUCUACGCAGGCACGGCCUGGCCCCCAACGUGCUUAUCUUCACACAGCUCGCUAUGCUGUUGCCUGCUGAUCAGUUUGAUCAAGACGAGCGGCUGCUGCAGGAGGCGAAGGCCUGCGGAGCGGAGCCAGACAUCACCUUGUACAACGUGUUGGUGGGGCGCAGGAGCCGCGCCGGCGACCUGGCUGCAGCGCGCGCGUUGGUGGGGGAGCUGGUGCGGGAGGGGCUGUCCCCUGACAUGCACACGUACAGCGCGCUGGCCGCAGGCUGCCAGCAUGAGGAGGACGGUGUGCAGCUGCUGAGAGACAUGAGGACAAGCGGCUUGACUCCCAAUUCCCACGUGUGCGGGGUGAUCAUCUCCGUGGCGAUCCGUCGUCUCGACUACUCGUACCUGACCGCGGUGCUCAAGGAGAUGGCUCGGUCGCACAUCGCCGCCUCGCCCGCCAUCCUGCGGCAGCUCGACUUCGCAGCCCGCUACCCACCGGGAUACGAUCACUACAGCGCAUCGAACGCCUAUCUGGAUAAGAUUGACGGCUUCCGUGGGUUCUACCAGCUCUGGCUGAAGCACACCUCUGCCGUGGACGACACAACGCAAGUCCGGUGAAUCUGUUGGCCUUGUGAGCCAAGGGUGUAAAGAGACAAUAAAAUAUUCCCCACGAGAGACCAUUCCCACACUAGGCUGCAGUGCUGUGAGCUGCAUUUCCUGUGCCAAUGACGACUGGACAAAUAUGCACCCCCCCCCUCACCUAUCCGGCUAUCG
Lethenteron reissneri (Far Eastern brook lamprey) is the source of this 2376-nucleotide messenger RNA. RefSeq names its product pentatricopeptide repeat domain 1 (gene PTCD1). Gene Ontology annotation, biological process: tRNA 3'-end processing. The record is from RefSeq and is a predicted model, not a curated record. NCBI's taxonomy places the organism in Eukaryota, Metazoa, Chordata, Hyperoartia, Petromyzontiformes, Petromyzontidae. Gene Ontology annotation, molecular function: protein binding; tRNA binding. Gene Ontology annotation, cellular component: mitochondrial matrix.